Molecule: messenger RNA, 2860 nt
Organism: Gymnogyps californianus (California condor)
Lineage: Eukaryota; Metazoa; Chordata; Aves; Accipitriformes; Cathartidae
Gene: GLT8D1
Product: glycosyltransferase 8 domain containing 1
Exons: 10
Coding region: 164-1282 (372 amino acids)
Cellular component (GO): Golgi apparatus
Molecular function (GO): glycosyltransferase activity
Source: RefSeq, a predicted model, not a curated record
GGAGCUGUGCGGGAGCCCCGCCGAGGCGGCGGCCCGAGGGAGCGCGGUUUGUGCUGCUGGGCGAUGCAGCGCGUGGAGGAUGGAGAGAAACGGGGGGGAACAGUGGUGUGCCCAGCCUGGUUUGCAGGAACCUUGUGCUAAUAAAUAAAAUAACAAGAGAAAAAUGACAUUAAGGAAAGUGAACAUUUCCAUCCUUGUAGUGGCUGUUGUCAUAUUUUUGCUAGUUCUUCAUCAUAACUUCCUAGGCCUCAGUGACUUCUUGAAACGGGAAUUGUCAGAUUCAAAUCCAUUAGGACUUCAGCCUAUAGAUUUCAUACCUGCAGUUCCCCAGAGGCUGGCAGAUGAAAGGAAUGAUAAGGAGAUUUCUGUGGUCAUUGCAGCGUCAGAUGAGAGGCUUGGGGGUGCAAUUGCAGCCAUGAACAGUAUUUACCGUCACACCAGAUCCAACGUGGUUUUCCAUAUUGUUACUUUGAAUGAUACUGUGGAUCACUUGAGGCUGUGGCUAAGUAGCACUGCUUUGAAAAAUUUGAGAUACCGAAUUUUGGAUUUUGACCCUCGUGUCUUAGAAGGGAAAGUACAAGUGGAUCCUCAAAAGGCAGACACCUUAAAACCAUUAACCUUUGCAAGAUUCUACUUGCCCAAUUUGGUACCUCAUGCAGAGAAGGCCAUCUAUGUGGAUGAUGAUAUAAUAGUGCAAGAUGAUAUUCUUGAACUUUACAACACUCCAUUGAAACCUGGACAUGCAGCUGCAUUUUCAGAUGAUUGUGACUCAACCACUAAUAAAGUUGCUGUCCGUGGAGCAGGCAAUCAGUAUAAUUACAUUGGGUUUCUAGAUUACAAAAAAGAAACCAUCCGAAAGCUUGCCAUGAAAGCCAACACCUGCUCUUUCAAUCCAGGAGUUUUUGUCGCCAAUUUGACAGAAUGGAAAUUACAGAACAUCACUAAGCAAUUGGAGAAGUGGAUGGCACUUAAUGUAGCAGAGGAACUUUAUAGUAGGAGUCUGGCUGGCAGCAUCACGACACCUCCACUGCUAAUUGUAUUUUACAAGCAACAUUCCAGUAUUGAUCCCAUGUGGAAUGUCCGGCAUCUCGGGUCUAGUGCUGGAAAGAGGUACUCUCCUCAGUUCGUGAAAGCUGCCAAGCUACUCCAUUGGAAUGGACAUUUCAAACCAUGGGGAAGAACAGCUUCAUACGCUGAAGUCUGGGAGAAGUGGUAUGUCCCUGACCCUACAGGCAAGUUCAGCCUGAUCCGCAGACAUUCAGAAGCCUAUGAAGCGAAGUAGAGUCAAUUUUAAUAACUGAUGGCAUUUUCUCAGGAAACUUCUGGAGCCAAGCGGAACUUUUUUUUAGCCAACUUGUAUUACAGAGCAGUCCUUGCCUUCUGGAGCACAAGGUCAUGCACUUAGGUGUGGUUCUGAAAUGCACAGGUCCAAAGGAGACUCGCUUCACUUGUGUGACAAGAUGCUACUCCAGCAGCACUCUAGAAAGCGAGGGAGGAUCUCCACAAACUAGCACUUUUGUUAGUUCAUUUCUGUCUGUUGUGCAUUCUUCUGCUCUUUACUACAAGUCUUCUAGAGGAGGAUCAUUUUGUCAGCUACAGAAAGAAACAGUUUCUAAGAACAAGAUACAACUUCAGCUGGUGCUUGCACCAUGCAAAUCUUGCACAGCGAUGUACUGUAAUUAAGAGGUGCUUGGGUUUUGUUCUCUGGGUUUUUUUUUUUCUUAUCCUGUGAAAGCUUCCUCAACAACCCUUUCUUGCAUGAAAUCUCCUCCCAACCAUUUCUGUGUCUUUCUUGCAGAAUUCUGCAAAAUUGAAUCUUGUUUUGGAAAGAUGAAUUUUGCAGGUAUUAUUUCACUAUGCAAAGUGGUUUUAACUGCCAGUGAACACUAAAACAUUUUUUGUAGAGUGGUGGUGAAAACUUUGUUCAAAAAUAAAAGCUAAUUUUAACAUGUUGACUCAAACCUCAGGUAAAUGGCAAUCUGAUUCUAGUCUUGAUCUGAUAUAUGAAGUGCGUUUCCUUUGUACUUAAAUAGAGCAGCAAGUGAUUGAAACUGAAGUCAAUUGAUCUCAUCUUUGCAAAAGCAAUCUCAUUCUAAAAUUGUGCAAAAUGUUUGUUUUGGGGAUCAGGCUGUAUGAAUUACAGAUUAAUUUUGUUAUUGUUAAGUCCCUCAUAGCUCUCUCAAGUGAGCAUGGCUCUGCUAUAGAAGUUUUUCCCACUGUGCCUUUCCCAGUCUGGCCCUUUAAACUCACCAAGUGAGAUUCCUGUGCCCUCUUGCAGCCAGCUGCCCAUCGCCUUUUGUAUAGGUAAGUUGUUUUUUUUAUCGUUGUAGUGUUGAGUAGUGGUUAUUAUUAGCUGAUAUAUCCCAGCAGCUAUUGUGCCAACUAUUCCAUUUAAUACAGGUUCGAACUCAAGUUGUCAUUUUUAUUCAAUACUGCUCGUGAACAGUCCUCAGUGUAAGAUGUUUAGACAAAAGGCUUUGUGUUGAUGCAGUGAUGGGCUGAGUGUUGCAUGGUCUGAGAUACAGGGCAGCAGAGAGCUAAAGGGCUCAUUCAUGUGUAUGAAUAUGGUUUUAGUACUGCUUUAUAAUUUAAAAGGAUUUCCAGCUGCUUGACUCAUUGCAGUCACUGCCUAUAGUUCUGUUUCUGUCAUGGAUGCUGAUCUGUGGUUUGCUACUUAUCGUUUCUUUUCCUGGGUUUUGAUGAACAAGAACCAUUCUUGUUCUUGAAGUGGUUACGAGUAAUGAAGUAAGUUCAGUUACCAAACUUUGAAAGGCUGUACUAGAUCAGCUGACACCAGCUUAAUUCUGGUGACCAGGCUGUGUUUUAGCAGGCUUAAAUAAACUGCAUGUGUCUGUGUCUA